This is a messenger RNA of Penicillium griseofulvum, 768 nucleotides long. RefSeq lists its product as uncharacterized. The coding region runs from base 1 to 768 and encodes 255 amino acids. The transcript has 2 exons. NCBI's taxonomy places the organism in Eukaryota, Fungi, Ascomycota, Eurotiomycetes, Eurotiales, Aspergillaceae. The record is from RefSeq and is a predicted model, not a curated record.
AUGCGACCACAAGUUAAACCCUCGGCCUACCCGCCUCUACCAUUUCAUCUCAUCCGCUUCCUAAUUUUCCUCUCCUCGAUCGUGGUAGGCGUGAUCUUGGCAGUGUUUACAUACCAUCUCCACGCUGAUGGCUUUAAACUACCAUAUUCAUUCCUGGUGCUCUUCGUCUCAUCAGGCCUCUCUAUCCUCAACAUCCUCCUAACCUCAGUAAUCCACUGCAGCUGCGGUCUAUCAACAAAACUCUCCAUCUCCCUCAACAUCCUCCUGACAAUCCUCUGGGCCCUAUCCCUGGGUCUCCUGAGCUGGAGCAUAGCAACCACAAUAACAACAUCCUGCACAAUAGCCUACUGGGGCAACUCGACCGGCAUCUCAGUGUGUCGGAGCUACAAAGCCCUCUUUGCAUUCAACGCUACCGGCUUGGUUAGCUACAUCGCUGCAGUAUGGCUGGAUGUGGUUGUGCGUCGUCGUCAGACUCGUCUUGGUGUCUACGAUGCUAUGGGGUCGCACCCGGGUCUUGAUGACUCGGGCGCUUUCGAUGUUAAGAUGGAUGAUCGUCACAGCGAGUCUACCCCCGCUUUGAACGAUUACGAUAACGUGCCUGCAAUGUCCGGUGCCUAUGAUCAUGCUGGUGACGCGCAGCAUUAUCAUGAUUCAGCGCCUGGUAUGAGUCACCGUGGUGCGCCCAGAGUGCGAUUUAGUGCCUAUGAUCAGGGUGGUUAUCAAAGGCCCGCUGAGCAUACUGGGUAUGACCCUGCUAUGUAUCGCUGA